AUGGGGAGAAAAAAGACCGCCCAAGAACUUGUGGACUUCAUCAACAGCAUCCCAGAUUCCAAGAUGUUGGGCUUCACCCACGGAGAACAUGAGUUGUUCAAGGACGUGAACUUUAGGCUGGACAUGCAAGGGCAGAUAAGCUGCUGUGACAAAGUAGCCCCUUUGCAUACGUUACUGCACCGGGUCCUGGAGAUAUGGCACCGGAUAGUAGCCUAUCAGUUUUACAAAGCCUUUGGUGUCUGA
Messenger RNA from Penicillium roqueforti, 243 nucleotides. RefSeq lists its product as uncharacterized. NCBI's taxonomy places the organism in Eukaryota, Fungi, Ascomycota, Eurotiomycetes, Eurotiales, Aspergillaceae. The transcript has 3 exons. The coding region runs from base 1 to 243 and encodes 80 amino acids. The record is from RefSeq and is a predicted model, not a curated record.